UUGUGCAUCUUCGAUCCUACAUGGUGACUCUCCGUGUGUCCCUAACACCAUUAAUUCAUUUUGAUUUAUCUUUUCUUCUCUGAAGCGUCUCAUCUGGCUGCGCUUGGCUCUAUUUUCCGGACAUUCUGGACGCGUUUACGCAGUAGCCAUAGGGUUCCACCUCCGAUCCAGGAGAAACAGAGACCCUCCUCUGAGCCCUUCCUCCCUCCUCACCCCAACCUCCUCCUCCUCCUCCUCCUCCUUGGCCAUUGCGCGCACUCCUCAUAAGACAAGUCAAUGCAGCAGAGAGAGGAGUGCAAGCAUCUGCUGCAAACAUUUGCUCCAAUUUUUUGGGCAUAAAAGACAAUUUAAAAGAAGGGCAGCUCACAUCUUAUUUUCCAAAUUACACUCAUCUAAAAACUUCUGGAAAACGGAGACUGCUGACCUACAUUGGAGCCGCAGCCAUGGUCUGGUGCGCAUCUGGCUCAGUUCUUGGAGUUUUGUGCGUCGCGCUGCUGGCUCUAUGGGGUGCACACGCGCAACACGCUGCAGAGUGUUUCCCCGGAGGCCAUCAGGUUCUUCGUAACCCUCGCCGCAGCGUUUACUUCGACUCCAAGGAGAUCCAGAACACGGCCAUCCAGGACUUGAUCUGUGACCACACGCUGUCACCCAACUGGUACAGAUUCCAGAUCAACAACAAGCCAGCGGAGAUGCCGACCACCUGUGUUGAGAUGAACCACUGUGGGACCCAGGCUCCGGUGUGGCUCUCACUAAAGGACACCUCCCUGCCGCGACCUGGCGAGGCCCGCCAGCUCUUCGCCUGCGCCACCUGGCAGUUCUUUCAAGGCAGUGCCAAAGACUGUUGCCUGUUCCGCAUCCCAAUCACUGUGAGGAACUGCGGCAACUUCAUGGUCUACUACCUGCAGCCGACCCAGGGCUGCAUGGGGUACUGCGCAAAAGCUGGUUCUGGUUUGAAAUCAAGACACUGCCAACCAGGGGAAUUGGAAAUCAACGGACAAUGCAAAGCUGCCGUCCCAUCCCUGCCCUCUCGGCCAGUGAUCACCGCUGAGCUCAUCGGCCACAGCGUGCACCUCAGGUGCUCUUUCAUCCCGCCGUCGUGGAACCAGUUGCUUGGCUUCCAGGUGGUUUGGGCCAGCCACAUUGGCCAGAGCAUGAAGGCUGAAAUCCGGCAGGAAUCUACGCUGAAGCCAUCCUCUUUGGUGGAGAUGGACGGUGUGCACUUCAGGCUCGGGGAAACAUUCUCCUGCAGAGUGUCAACUUUUAGAGUGAACGCCAGCUACUCCAGAUCUGUCUCGAAAGAAAGUGAAAGUUUCUAUGCCGGACUGAAGUUUUAUCCGGACUCCCUCCACAUCGCAGAAAACAGUGAGGAGCAUGAGGUGACAAUCCACAGCACGGUACCCAUCCCCUGUCUUCACCUGGACUUUGGUCAGAGGUGUGGACUCCCUUUGACUUUAAGUGUUCAAGACCCAGACAGUCUUGGACAUAUGGUCUCAAAUGUGGUGCUGUCCGCCUGCCAGGUGGAGAUUCAGCCUAAAACCUGCAGCCAAGGAAGCUGCGGCAGCACAAGGUUCUUUGUCACUGCCGUCACUGACUUUACACGGGACGGGAACCGCCACAGCCUGGUCAGCGUCUUACCUGGACCUGGUGCACCCCGACUCUGGAGAAGCUACCUCCCAACAUCCUUUAAAGUCAGGGUCCAGGACAUUCCCACUUCUAUGUGUCACUCUUUGACUGACCCACAUGUUAUUUCAUUUGAUGGCAGGCGUUACGAGAACCACCAGACAGGAACCUUCGUCCUCUACCGAAGCCCGGUGAGACAGUUCGAGGUCCAUUCUCGGCAGUGGGACUGCGGUAGCCGACACUAUUCUGUCGCUUGCAACUGCGGUGUGGCAGCAAAGGAGGGGAACGACGUAGCCACCAUUGAUAUGUGCAACGGUCAGCUGAAGGAAACCCGGCCGCAAAUUAGUCUGAGGAACCUCAAUGAGGAGGGUAGUCGGGUUAGAGUGCUUGAAUCUCAGCAAGGGAAGAAGGUCACCUUUGUCUUUCCAUCGGGGGCAUUCAUCAGAGCCGACGUGCAUGAUUGGGGUUUGAGUUUAUCAGUCCGAGCACCCAGCGUCGACUUUGGCAAAACUCAAGGUCUUUGUGGAACCUUUGACCACAAUGGAAACAACGACUUCCAGGGGUCAGAUGGCACCAUCUAUGGCCCUGAUGACCUGCAUCGAUUCAUAGAAGACUGGAGGAUAGCUCCUGGUGAGAGUUUAUUUGACAAAACUCCUCCUGGGACAAUUCAAGAGUUUAGGAGACCUUUCUGUCAGUGCCAGAGAGAUCACGGUGUCUCUCAACAUGCCAGCAGGGAGACAACCGACCCCCACUCUGACUGUGUCGCAUUUGAUAAUGUGGAUUACACAUCUGUGUUUCCCUCUUUGGACACGACAGUGGAAUAUAUUAGGAGUCCAGAGGAAGACGAAAACAUUCUGAACAUGUCUGCCUUCGGGGUCCAUCCUCAGCCCCUUUGGCUGCACAGCCAGAGCAACCAAAAUGAUAACAGGGAUUUGGAACUAGCUGGUGAGUUCAGGGAGGAUUUUUUGCUUUCCGUUGACAAACCAAAGCAGCGGGAUUCACUUGAUAUCCGUCCCAUUUUUGGCCUCACUCAAGUUGAUCUCGAGAGCUUUGCUUACUUUUUCCCCGAGGACCAUCAGGUAGAACCUCGGCCUCUACCACAACCCCAGUGGCCCACUCCAAGCGGCACAACCUCGUCCAAAGCCUUAGAGCUGUGUCAUAUGGCUUUGGCCAACUGCACUGUCGGUACAGUGUGCAAAGAGCUCUUGGGACGCAAUCUUGAUGAAGCGGUAGCUCUCUGCAUGAUAGACCUGCAGCUCAAAGAUGACCUGAGUUGGGAUGACGCCCUACAGCCAUACUUGGAGAACGAAUGUGAGAGGCGGCUGUUCCAAAACCGCACCUACAGGUCCACGGACUUGAUAAACUCACUUAGUGCUCCUGUUGAAGUAAUCAUGGCCCUGCGCUGCCCUAACUUUUGCAACGGAAACGGGGAGUGUACAGAGUGGGGCUGCAAGUGUUACCCCAACUACAGCAACCAUGACUGUAGCCUUGCCAUCAAUGAACCGACCCAGUUAACUGAUUUGGAGUAUGGUGGACUAUGUGACUUCCGAGUCUUCGACUGCCGGAGCGUUCGGGUUUUUGGCCUCGGCUUCAUUGAUUCCCCCAACCUGAGUUGCUACGCUACUCAACUGAAGUACAUAAACAACGUUUGGCUUCCAGGAGAUAAACAGAGGACAAAAGCUACCUUCGUCAGUGCCAACGUGGUGGACUGCGCCGUUCCAUCACUGAGCAACACCGCCGUCAAUACCGAAGAGCUGAUGGACGAUAAGCCUUACGCACGCUGGGAUAUUGAGGUGUCAAAUGAUGGCUCCCAUUUUAGCCAAUCCAAGGUUCUGACCAUCUUUGAUGGUGUCUGCCAAGUGUGCGAGGCAUCACGCUCAGGACUCUGUAAGUUAAAGGUGGACACCAACAACUACUUUCCGUUUGUCAAGCAGGAAGGGACAUGCAGCAUCGACGGAAUGUGCUUCGCAGCCGGAGAAGCCAACCCCAGCAGCCCUUGCCUAUUCUGUGACCCCAACUCGUCCAAGUUCACUUGGUCUCUAAACCAUGUCAACCAGCCGCCAUCCUUCCACAGACCCCAAGGCAGCUUGAGAACAUUUGCCGGAGAGAAUUUUAUCUUCCAGUUUGCAGCGUCGGACCCUGAAGGCUCUGAGCUCCUCUUUCAGCUAAAGGAAGGCCCAAAGGGGGCUGUGCUCUCCCCCGCAGGCCUCCUUAUCUGGAGGGUGCCGCUGCUUGUAGAGGGUUUCGGAACAAGACGCACCUUCCGAUUCACGUUGUCGGAUGAGUGUAACGCCCAGAGCAGCUUCCCUGUGGAGAUUGAGGUGGUACCAUGUGGUUGUCUGAAUGGCGGCACGUGCGUGACGGACGUCAACUUUCCCGCCGGCAGCGGGAAAUAUCUGUGCAUCUGUCCUGAAGGGAGGAACGGCGUUCUCUGCGGCGGAAAUGACUGCUCGCUAGCGCCGUGUGCUGCCGGCAGAUGCAUCGCCGCCGCCAGUGGGGGGGUAUCGGUGCGUUUGUCCUGCAGGACUGCGAGGUUCCACUUGUUUGGAGGACGUCAACGAGGUGAGAGGAACCCCUGUUUUCCAGGAGUCCAGUGCUUCAACAGCUUCGGCUCCUACAGCUGCGGUUUGUGUCCCAAAGGCAUGCUGGGUAAUGGGACGACUUGUAAUGCAGUCUAUGGAGCAACCACCGUCUCCCCUAAACCUGCUCCUCGCACAAGUGUUUACAAGUCCGAUGUUCAACUGACAACCCCCAGAAGGACUGACGCUUUCCAGAAAACUUCAGACAGUUCCACGCACGGCGAGGCAAAACAACAAAAGCUACCUGCAGCAAGUGACUCAAAGUUCCCCUCUUCACUAGAGAGGAUUUCGGUAAUCAACUCAGGCCGCAAAAUCACCACCAACCAUGUGGUGUCAGGUCAGCAGGAACCCAACAGUGGUGCUGAAAAAAAUUCCACUGUAACAUUGGGAAAUAUCGGUAAAACAGAAGGAUCUGCUCCGGUUCUGGAAGUCAACACAUCGGCCACGUGCGCCAGCAGGCCGUGCUUCCCCGGAGUCCAGUGCAUCAAUCGCAGACCGCCGCACGUCGGCUACGUCUGCGGACGCUGCCCACCUGGACUAUACGGGAACGGUCGGAUCUGUAUGAAGACCCCCAAGGAAGCAUCAAGUCUUCUCCUUCAGCAGCAAACCUUAUCCAAGCCCAGUCGGUCCCCUUACAGAGGCAGCAGUCAAGUGUCCAAGCUCCACCUACCUAGCCUCCCAGUAAGACACAGCUACAAGCACCUGUCCUCACCUGUAACCAGAGCGCAGAGAGAAAAUCCUCUGCAUGUGGAAGUGGUGUCGCAGAGAGGGGCUGGGACUGGGAGGAGGGAGGCGGUCACUAUUACUAAAGAUAAUCCAAGGACAUCUACUAGCGUCCAUAAUUUCAGAUCGAUCAUCGUAGAGAACACAAGAUCUAGAAUCAGUACUCAGACAAAGGUGGACUCUGAGUCAAAAGGAACACCAACUGGAGCGAAACUUCAUGAGAUGACUCCGUCCAGACAGGUUUAUCCGAUUGCAAAGCCCCAACAGAACCCACAACCACAGCUCAACUACCAAGUCAUCACCCGUGCCAAACCGUGGACCCCGUCCAAACCUCUUACUGCAGCCCUUACAGCUCUGUCCUACUCUCUGUCUGAGUCUGACUUCUCUGCAGACGGAGAGGAAACAGAGUCCAUAUCAGAAGAUGAGGUGGUGCAGAGGACAAAACUGAUCCUAACAACUCAACAGAAAGCAACCAAAAACUCCACACCACAACAAACCAGGUUCAGGAGCAGCACCUCAGCUUCCAAACAGCCAAUGAGCUGUGCCAAGAGGCUGUGUUUUCCCGGUGUCCAGUGCGAACCGACCAUAGAUGGAGGCUCCCAGUGUGGGAGAUGUCCUGUAGGAUAUACUGGUGAUGGACAAAACUGUCAAGGUAUUUGCAGACACGCAUGUGGACGGAACAUGGAAUGCGCUGCACCCAACACGUGUCGCUGCAAAUCCGGCUACACUGGGUCAAACUGUCAGACCGCGAUUUGUGAUCCAGAAUGCGUGAAUGGCGGUGUUUGCAUUGCUCCAGAUGUCUGUCAGUGCCCCAGAGGUUUCCAGGGAGAGACUUGUCAGGAAGCUUUGUGCAGGUUACCAUGUGAAAACGGAGGCAGCUGUGUGGGAAUGCAGACCUGUUCCUGUCAGUAUGGCUUUGUUGGUUCUCAUUGUGAAACAAUGGUGUGUAGCCGUCACUGCCACAAUGGAGGUCGAUGUGUGUCCCCAGAUGAAUGUUUAUGUCGGCCCGGCUGGACGGGACCAACCUGCAAGACCGCUCUGUGCUCCCCCGUCUGUCUGAACGGAGGUUUGUGCGUUCGUCCAAACAUCUGCGAGUGUCCUCGCGGUUUCUACGGGGCUCAGUGUCAAAAUGCUGUCUGCAGUCCACCGUGUAAAAAUGGAGGGAUAUGUAUAAGGAACAACAUCUGCUCAUGUUUGCGGGGAUACACAGAAAGCCGCUGUGAGAAAAGUGUGUGUGAGCCCAGCUGCAUGAACGGCGGCAGGUGUGUCAGUCCAGGUGUUUGCGACUGCCCAUCUGGCUGGCACGGUAACAGAUGUGAGAAACCCAGCUGUCUCCAGAAGUGCCUGAAUGGAGGGGAAUGUGUCGGUUCAAACACCUGCCACUGUUCGCCCGGGUGGCACGGCACGCUCUGUCAGAUUCCUCACUGUGACCAAAAGUGCCUGUAUGGAAGUCGCUGCAUCCGGCCGAACGUCUGCGCCUGCAGAAGCGGGUACUCGGGGACCCUGUGCUCCAAGAAGCUACCUAUCCCGAGGGGCUGAUCAUCCAACAGUCAACCGACGUCCUGCCAACAUAAAGCUGGACUUAGGGUUUAUCCAACGCUGAGCUACUCUAAAUCCAGCUCUCUAAUGUUUGUCCAACGCCUAGCUAAGGUUCAUCCAUGACCCAACUGAGGUUCAUCCAACGUUUGUCUAAUGUUCAUUCAACCCAGCUAAGGUUCAUCUGAUGCCCAACUUAGGUUUAUCCAGCGCCCAUCCAAUGUUCAUUCAUUGCCUAGAUAGGAUUAAUCUGACGCCCGACUAAUGUUCAUCCAAAGCCCAGCCAAGGAUCUUCCAACAUACAACUAUGGUUUGUUCCAAGGUUUACCCAACACCUAGCUAAAGUUCAUCCAGAAUCUAGCAAACAUGAAGAGGAGCAGUAGCAUUCAAUCAAGGCUCGCUCUGGCUUUUUAUCUACCAAAGUGUACAACUGGUUUUCCUUUUAGUAUCCAUUUGAAAUAUGUUCAGUUUCUAGUGUAAAUAUCUCUGUGUUCAGUGUUUUCACCUCAAACUCAAACGUUACUCUGCAUAUUUAUUUAUUUGGUUGUCUUAUGUAUUUCCUGUUGUAUAUAUUUUUUAACACCAUCUGUUGUUUUAUCAACACGUUGUUUACUGGCUGUUUUGGAGGAAAAUAAAUGUCGAGUUAAAAUUU
Oryzias latipes (Japanese medaka) is the source of this 7110-nucleotide messenger RNA. The record is from RefSeq and is a predicted model, not a curated record. NCBI's taxonomy places the organism in Eukaryota, Metazoa, Chordata, Actinopteri, Beloniformes, Adrianichthyidae.